AUGGAAGUGAUUGAGGAAGUCGAAAUCGUGAACUCUGAGAAUUAUCACGCGAAUCAUGAAAACCAGCAGAAUCAGAAUAUUGAGAACAUGGCAAAUGAAAGAAGCAGCAUGGAUGAUCUGCAUUCAUGUGCGUUAAAAACCAAUUCACCAGAUCAAAUUCGCAGCAAUCUCGACGCCAAUCCCUCCCCAUCCAAUUCAAGCAAUAACCCUCCAUUACCAAACAGCGAAUACGCAAAAGAUUGCGAGGACAGCUCAUCACUUGUUGAAGCUUCACUUUCGAAAUUGGCACUAGACGAAAUUGCAAGUCCCCUUGAGACCAGCACGCGUGAGCUCUCCCAACAAGAUGAUCUUGAUAAGAACACUCUCAACACGCCAACUGCGGAGGAAUCGGAGUUUCGAAAGCCAGCAGACUUCAGCAAUACUUGCAGUACGCUCCGUACUCCCGUCAGUAGCCUACCUUCAGUAAGCAAUAACAAUUCGCUGAACUCAAGUGCGCUUGGAAGCCCUCAUCUUCCGAAUCCGCCUCAAAUAAAUGCCAGUUCAAAGUUGAAUCCAGAUAGUUUGCCAUUUUGUCCACAGAUGCUACCUCCUCAUCUUGCCCAGCAACAAGCGCUUUAUCAGCAGCAGCUUAUACAGGCUUUACAAAUGCAGAACCAUUUUCAAGGGCAGUUUCGAGGGCAAGUCCAGGGUUUUCCACAGCGACUUCCGCCUCAGCUUAUUGCUCAGAUACCCCAACAACAUAUUCCUCCUCAUGCGGCGCGGCCUGGGCCUUCCAACGGACAUGAAAUGGGUGGAAAUUCAGAUCCUCGAGAAUCAAGCCAUAUUCCACCGCCGCCUCUCCGACUUUGGAAUAGCCCAAACACUCAAGGUCCCCCUGUUCUUCCUCAUGGAUUCCCGAGCGCGCAGCAUCCAGACCCCCAAUUCCCUCCUCCUCACUCUCGAAACGGACCACAGUCUAACCCAAACUCAAGUAGGCAACAGUUUCAGCGGCCAAUUCCGGACAUUCCACCGCCUCUGCCGACCCAAGACCAGCUCGAUCAAAUGCAUCAUCAGAUGCACAAACGGCCAAACAAGCAACUACAUCCGCUUAAUCCACCCCAUCAUCAAAUGCAUCCCGAUAACCCACCGCACGAUCCAAGCAGUCGACUUUUAGUGCAGCGAGAAGAGCGAGACUCUUCCUAUCAAUCAAAUCACCAGCGCCAAAGCUCAGAUGAGGAUCAUCAAAGAGCCAUAGAAAGUAAUCAGAAAUACGAAGCUCUUUUCAAAGCUCUCGGAGAGGCGAGCCAAAAGCACAAUCAGCAAUCAGAAAUUGGUCAACAUCAACAUCAGCCUUCUUCGAAACCAGAUCAACAGCUCGCUGACGAUUGUCCUUGGCAACGAAGAAGUUCAAAUCAAAGUUCUAGUCAGUCACAGCAAAAACAUCAACCUUUUCAAAAUCCUCCAGAUCAGAAAAUGCAGCUCCCACCGCCUCCGAUCCAAGAGCGAGUCAUUCCACAAGUUCCCGGACCUUGCGAUCCUGAAGACCUAAUCGACGGUGUCCUCUUUUCGUCGAAUUAUCUCGGAUCAACCCAGCUUAAAGUCGAUAAGAAUUCGACGAAAACCGCUAGAAUGAUGCAAGCGCAAGAGGCAAUGACCAGGGUCAAAGCCCCUGCAGGAGAAAGCCAGCCAAGUGUAGAAGUAGAUCUCUUCGCGUCAACAAGCAAAAUCAAGAUUUUGAACGCGAAAACUCAAGAAGUAAUCAUGGAACAUCCGUUGAGGAGUAUUAGCUACAUAGCCGAUAUCGGCGACAUACUCGUCCUCAUUGCCAAGCGAAAAGAUGUGGAAGAAAGCGAACUCCAUCGCCCUGUAUCUGACAGCGGAAAACCUCAGCAGCGUGUUGUCUGUCACGUGUUACAGUCUGCCGAGGCCGAGAUGAUGUCUUCUGCACUUGGACAGUGUUUUCAACUUGCAUUUCAACUUUUCCUGCAAAUUAAUGGCAUCCCGCCACCGAGCGAUACAGAAGCAGUUCAGGAACUAGCGGAAGUUUAUCAUGAUGACUUGGUCCACUAUUCAAAGAGAGAAAACGCGAAAGAAAUCUGGAUUGAAAAGAAACGCGGUGAAUCUUUAGGCGUUGCUCUCGUCGAAUCUGGAUGGGGAUCAAUUCUGCCAACGGUUAUUCUAGCAAAUAUUCAGCACUCAUCCCCGGCGGAACGAAGCGGCAAGCUGAACAUUGGUGAUCAAAUUAUGUCCGUGAAUGGCACCAGUCUUGUUGGUCUUCCACUCAGUAGUGUUCAUCAAGUGAUAAAGGGUGUCAAACCCGAACGCUGCGUGCGAUUGAACAUGGUCUCCUGUCCUCCAGUGGUAACAGUCAUCAUCAAGCGACCAGAUUUGCGCCACCAACUCGGUUUUUCUGUUCAAAACGGAAUCAUUUGCUCGUUAAUGCGCGGUGGAAUCGCGGAAAAGGGAGGAGUACGAGUUGGACACAGAAUUAUUGAAAUUAAUGACGAGUCGGUGGUAGCAACGCAACACGACAAAAUAGUCCGACUACUCGUCACAUCCGUGGGCGAAAUCCACAUGAAAACGAUGCCCGCCGCCAUGUUCCGCCUCCUCACGGGUCAAGAUCAACCCGUCUAUUUAUGA
This is a messenger RNA of Oikopleura dioica, 2619 nucleotides long. The record is from the annotation of a GenBank genome assembly. NCBI's taxonomy places the organism in Eukaryota, Metazoa, Chordata, Appendicularia, Copelata, Oikopleuridae.